AUGAAGCUCUCAAUCGAAAGCAUCGCCACUCUUGCUGCGACCUCGCAGGUAACAGCAUGGUAUGUGACAUUCUACGAUAAUACAGAGCGAUGCGAAGUCGACGGCGAAACAGAAUAUCAGAUUCUCGAAGGUGAACAGUCCGACUGCAACACAUUCGCUGCCAGCAUAGACGGUGUAGACUGCAUCCACUUCGUCGAAGGUGGACGUAACAGAGAGGCUGCAAGGGCUUGUUCAAAGCUCAAUCGGCAAAGCCGAAGCUCAACACAAACUCUUAUUGCACAGUCUAUCCCUAUGCGAAUUGCAGACAGCUAG
Molecule: messenger RNA, 312 nt
Organism: Fusarium odoratissimum NRRL 54006
Lineage: Eukaryota; Fungi; Ascomycota; Sordariomycetes; Hypocreales; Nectriaceae
Exons: 2
Coding region: 1-312 (103 amino acids)
Source: RefSeq, a predicted model, not a curated record